AUGAGCAAAAAUGAGCACUUGAAAAUAACAAUUUCGUUUAUAUUAUUUCUAAUAACUUCGACGUUUGCUCAACAAUUUUUGAAUCCAAAAUGUGAUGAGAAAGUUCUUGAAACUGGUUUACCCAAAAACUCGACACUUUUUCUAUUUAUGGUUGGAUUUGGUGAUAAAAAUGUGAGUUUUUAGAGAUUUUUUGAUGGGAAAAUGUGUGGAAAAUGAAUGAAUGAUUUCAGAUAGAGGAAGUAUUUUAUGUUUUGAAACAAACAACUUGUUGGCUACCCAAAAAUGAAACAAUUAAAGCGACUGUUUUGCUUCAGGGAAGCAGGGGAAUUAUAAUUGAAGAUUUCAAAAAUUUCGAUGUUGUUCGUGGAAAAAUGAAAAGCGAGGCUAUAUCAGCUACAAAUUCUGUUGUAAAUGAAAAACCGUUUACCCCAAGAUGUUCUGAAUUUUUAAAAGAUCUCAAAGUUAUCAAGGAUUUAUCCACUUCGACGCUCAAAGAAUUCUCCCAAAUCUUCCUGAUUGCACAUCAAUCAACUUUCGCCGAUCAAUGUGAUUAUUAUGCAAAGUUCAAAGAUGCUAAACUCAACAAUUCUACAUUCAAAUUCGCAAUGAUCCGCUUCGAUGACACAACAUCUGAUGAAUAUCCUACAUUGAACAUCAAGCCUGCCCAAAUUAAAGUUGCCGAUGCUCAAGCUUCCCCCGAUCUUCGAACAUCAUCCGGCAAUUUGUAAGUGAAACAUCUCGGUCUUCCCUAGAAAAAUCUAUAUUUUUCAGCAUCAACGGACUUGUGACAACUAAAAAUGCAGAUAGUGAAGCAGUUGAACUUUCUAUUUGGGAAAUUAUUGGAAUCAUUUGUGGAGGUGUUGUUAUUGUUGUAGUUUUGGUGAGCGGAAUUGUUGCUUUUGUUGUUUGGAAGAAGAAAAAGAAGGGCAAGAAAUCGAAAAAACCGGAUCCGGAAGGUAGUAACGAGAAAACAAAAUUGUCUACAUUGUCAACAUCGCCAAUACCUGCGAAAAAUACAUUGAUUUCGCCAAUUGAAAAAAAAUCCAAAAACAGCAAGGAAGAGAAGAAAGAGGAAAAAAAAGAAGAGAAGAAAGAGGAAAAGAAAGAGGAAAAAAAAGAAGAGAAGAAAGAGGAAAAGAAAGAGGAAAAAAAAGAAGAGAAACCAGAGGAGAAAAAAGUGGAGGAUAUGAAGGAUGAAAACAAAACUUGUAAAACUUCACUUAAAGACAGAAAGGGUUAUAAUGCGUCCUUAAUUAAAUUUCAAGAAGACGCUUUCGAUCAAUUUUCGGACCUAACACAAAAUGCCACCACACAAGGACCAUCCACGAAAAAAUGA
Caenorhabditis angaria is the source of this 1336-nucleotide messenger RNA. The record is from the annotation of a GenBank genome assembly. Lineage: Eukaryota; Metazoa; Nematoda; Chromadorea; Rhabditida; Rhabditidae.